CGCCGCGCCCGCCCCGCCGAGUCGGCGCCGAGAUGGCGGCGCUGCCAAGCGGGAAGCGGAGCCGCCGCGGCUGAGGCCUCUCGGGCGGGCGCUCGGCCGCCGGGACAUGGUGCGCGCCGCGCCGCCGCGCCGCCUCCGCCGCCGCUGAGCUGAGCUCGCGGGCCGCGCGGCCCCCCCGGGCGGGAGAAUGUUCUCGGCGCUCAAGAAGCUGGUGGGGUCGGAGCCGGCGCCCGCGCGCGACAAGCACAUCCCCGCCGGGCUGCAGUCCAUGAACCAGGCGCUGCAGCGGCGCUUCGCCAAGGGCGUGCAGUACAACAUGAAGAUCGUGAUCCGCGGGGACAGGAACACCGGCAAGACGGCGCUGUGGCACCGGCUGCAGGGCCAGGCGUUUGUGGAGGAGUACAUCCCCACGCAGGAGAUCCGCGUCACCAGCAUCCACUGGAGCUACAAGACCACCGACGACAUCGUGAAGGUGGAGGUCUGGGACGUGGUCGAUAAGGGAAAAAGCAAGAAGCGCAGCGAUGGCCUGAAGAUGGAGAACGACCCCCAGGAGGCGGAGUCCGAGAUGGCCCUGGACGCCGAGUUCCUGGACGUGUACAAAAACUGCAACGGGGUGGUGAUGAUGUUUGACAUAACAAAGCAGUGGACCUUCAGCUACAUCAUGCGGGAGCUGCCCAAGGUGCCCCCCCAUGUGCCCGUGUGCGUGCUGGGCAACUAUCGUGACAUGGGUGCACACCGCGUCAUCCUGCCUGAUGACGUCCGCCACUUCAUCGACAGCCUGGACAGACCCCCGGGCGCUUCCUACUUCCGCUAUGCCGAGUCCUCCAUGAAGAACAGUUUUGGCCUCAAAUACCUGCAUAAGUUCUUCAAUAUCCCUUUCCUGCAGCUCCAGAGGGAGACACUGCUGCGGCAGCUGGAGACCAACCAGCUGGACGUGGACGCGACAUUGGAGGAGCUGUCCGUGCAGCAGGAGACAGAGGAGCAGAACUACGACAUCUUCCUGGAGAUGAUGGAGGCACGCAGUCGUGGCCACGCAGCCCCGCUCACGGCCAACGGGCAAAGCCCGUCCUCUGGCGCCCAGUCCCCGGUGGCGGCCCCCACUGCCAUGGCCACUGCUAGCUCCAGCCCCAGCACGCCCCAGCCUGCCCCAGCCGCACCGCUGCAGGCCCCUGCGACCGGGCCCCCCCCGCCGGCCCCCUCAGAGGCCCUGGCGCACCCUGCCCGGCGCGGCAUAAUUGCCCGGCUGUUUGGGACCAGCUCCGCGGCCGCCGAGGUGGCUCCACCGCCCCCAGAGCCAGCCCUGGCCACAGAGCCCCCAGCCAUGGUCCAGAAUGUGGAGGACUUCGUUCCCGAAGAUGGCCUUGACCGCCACUUCCUGGAAGACACGGCCCCCCCAAAGGACAGGCCAGCCGGAGCUGCAGUGGUGGACAGUGACAGCAGCGACGAGGCAGCCCCAGGAGGGAACCCCAUGGUGGCAGGUUUCCAGGACGAUGUGGACCUGGAGGAUCAGCCUUGCAGCAAGCACCCCUUGCCCACGGGGCCCCUGCCCAGCCAGGAGGAAGCACCGGAGGCCCUACGCCCUGCAGUCCUGGCCCCCCAGAAAAGCUCAGAGCCAGAGACCAAACGGGCCCCCACGAAGGUCUUGAGGCCACCCCGGGUUGCAGCGCCCAGGUCCACGGGCCCCCCCGUGGAGGGUCCAGACGAGCCAGCCGUGUCCUCUGAGAGUGACCCUGAGGGGCCCAUCGCCGCCCAGAUGCUGUCCUUUGUCAUGGACGACCCCGACUUUGAGAGCGACUCGGAGGCCCAGCGGAGCGUGGGCGAGUUUCCAGUGCGAGAAGACCCCUCGGAUGUGUCUGAUGAGGACCCUGAGGACAGCCGCCCUGCCCAGCCCCCGCCGCCUCCCAAGCCCCCAGGCCCCACCUUCCGGUUGAAGAACAGCUCUGACCUCUUUGGGCUGGGCCUGGAGGCUGCGGCCCCCAAGGAGAGCAGUGAGGAAGAUAAGGAAGGCCAAGCCCCCACCAGGGAGGAGAAGAGGAAAAAGAAGAAGAAGGACAGAGAGGAGGAAGAGAAGACCACCAAGAAGAAGAGCAAGCACAAGAAGGACAAGGAUAAGGACAAGGACAAGGAUGAGAGGCGGCGGCGGCGACCGCGCAGCCAGAAGACCGCGCUGGAUGAGCUGGAGGCCUUCCUGGGCGGCGGGGCCGCAGCCAGCCAGCUCCGCGGUGGCGGUGACUACGAGGAGCUCUAGGCAGGGACAGAGGGACAGUAGGCAGCUGGCGGGGCUCUGCGGGCAGCCAGCCCCAGCGCUUCUCAGGGAUGGGACUGCGGCAGUUUACAGGGGCAGUGCCGUCAGGCAGCAAGGUCCUUCUCCCGGGAGAGGCCUGGCCGGCACCCGGGCGCAGUGUCCCGCUGGGCAGCAGAGGCUCGGGGCACUGCCCAGGGCCCCAGGGGGGCCUUGCUAGUGUUCUUGUGCCCCUCCGACACUCCACCACAUAAAGUUCUCCUGUUUUACUGCGA
Molecule: messenger RNA, 2517 nt
Organism: Sorex fumeus (smoky shrew)
Lineage: Eukaryota; Metazoa; Chordata; Mammalia; Eulipotyphla; Soricidae
Gene: RABL6
Product: RAB, member RAS oncogene family like 6
Exons: 15
Coding region: 188-2248 (686 amino acids)
Cellular component (GO): nucleus; cytosol
Molecular function (GO): GTP binding
Source: RefSeq, a predicted model, not a curated record